UUUAUGAACGAAAGGAGGCAGAUGAGUGAGUCAGAGGAAAAGGAAAUGAUUGUAAAUCCAUUCAGAACUUCGGGAUUCUCUUUUCAACAGGAAAAAGAGCGUUUUAUUCCCGUCGUCCUGUGGCACAUCCUCUUGCAGAAACGCUUCUUUGGGUUUCACCUGAUUCUGAGGUGCUUCUGUUCGCUUUAUUAAAUGACAUCAGAAAACGCGCAGGUUUGCUAGAAUAUCUAAAACCCCGGAGGACUGGAAACCUGGAAAUGAAGAGAGAUUUUACGUUUUUCUGUCGGAUUUGGAUUGGGAUUCCCUUCUUCUCAGGUCUGGUGAAUGGGUUUUCUAUGAGUCCACCCACCCUUGACAACACUAAAGACCAGCUUGUGAUUAACGCUAACGGCACAUUGAACAUUACAUGCAGGGGACAGCGAAUUCUGGACUGGAGCUGGCCUGAAGAGUCUUUGAGUAAAGUGGAGUUUGCUGAUCGCGAGGAUCAGCGGUCGCCCACUGACACCCCAGGGCAUAGAGAAAUCAGGCUGAAGGAGUGUCAAGGGGUGGCUGGGAAACCCUACUGCAAGACGUUAAUACUUACCAAUGCCCAGGCCAAUGACUCGGGUUACUACCGCUGCUUCUACAAGGAUAUCAAAGCUGUUAUUGAUGGCACCACGGCAGCCAGCAUGUUUGUGUUUGUUCGAGACCCAGAGCAUCCAUUCAUCAACAGGGGAGACAAUGACAUGGAGACCAUCUUCAUAACAGACUCUGAAACACACAUCGAAGUGCCAUGUCUGGUUUCAGAUCCUGACCUGAAAGUCACUCUCUUCUCGUUAGUGCCAUAUCCGGAGCCUGUGGAUGGCAGUGUGCUCACCUGGAAUAAUAAAAAGGGUUGGUCAGUUCCCAGGCAUAUCAUUCAGAACACUUCGACCUUUAUUGGCUUCUACUGCUCCAUCUCAGUCCAAAACAGCCAGCACACAUCAUCAAUCUAUGUUGUCCAGGUCAUUGGGCUAAAGUUUUAUGAGUUCAAGCUGUUUCCUGAAGACUCGCCUGUGGAGCUGAUGCAGGGGGAGAGUUUGGUGCUCAACUGCACUGCACUGGUCGACUUCAACACUGGUGUGGAUUUCCAGUGGGACUAUCCAGGCAAAAAGGAGAACCGGCUGGCGAGUUUUCAGCCUGUACGUAACAUCCUGGAUGAAGCCACGGAAACCUCCAAUAUCCUCUCAAUCAGGAACAUUCACUUGGAUGAUAGUGGCUACUACACCUGCUGGGCUAAUACUCUGGAAAUGAAACGGGAGCUCACUACUGUAGUCAUAGUUCACGAGAAGCCAUUCAUCAGCUUGGACUACAGGAAUGGAUCAGUUAUAGAGGCAAAAGAAGGACAAAAAUCUGUCCGGCUACCUGUGAAAGUGUCAGCAUACCCUUCACCAGAAACACAAUGGUAUAAGAACGGAAAACUGAUCAGCAGCAAGAAUUCAAGCAGGUUUAAGGUCCAGCAGCACGCUCUACAGAUCAGGGAUGUGUGUAAGCAGGAUGCUGGAGAAUACAUGCUGGUCUUAAAAAAUAGCCCUGCAGCCCUGGAGAAAAGACUCAACUUUACUCUCAUAGUCAACGUUCCUCCUCAGAUCCAUGAGAAGGAGGCAGCACCACCUACAAACCUCUACGGGAAGGGCACUCGACAGAUCCUCACUUGCACCGCAGACGGGAGCCCUCCAGCCUCCAUCAGCUGGCAGUGGAGGCCUUGGAGCCCCUGCGAUCUGGAGCGCACCCGCAGAGCCCUGAGACGGAGGGGUGGACGGGACAUGAGUCCUUUCUGUCACAACUGGAUAGAUUUGGACCCUGAACAUGCUGUCAACCCUAUUGAGAGUAUUGACACAUUGACUCAAAUGGUGGACGGCAAAGAAAAGACUGUGGGCCGUGUGGUUAUUCAGAAUGCCAGUGUGCCAGCUAUGUACAAGUGCUUGGCUGAGAACAAAGUGGGAAAAGAUGAACGACUGAUUUAUUUCUACGUAACCACUAUCCCUGAAGGAUUCGAGAUAGAGAUGGAGCCCUCAGAGGAUCCGCUUGAGCAGGACCUGGUACAGCUGAAGUGUAAUGCAGAUAAUUUCACCUAUGAAAAUCUGCGGUGGUAUCGCCUGGACCCGCAGACUGUUCCUCCAGAGCUUGACUGCAAGAGUCUGCACCAGUACGCCACAUUUUUGGAGGGACAACUAUCUUUUCAGACCUCCAGCAACAAUUGGGUCCUGGAGCUUAAUAUUACCAACAUUCAGCUACAGGAUGAGGGGAACUAUGUGUGUGAGGUGCAGAACCGACGAACUGGGGUGAAACAUUGUCACCGCAAAUACAUCCCAGUCAAAGCAAUGGAAGCACCUCGAUACCGUCACAACCCAACUAAUCAUACAGUGAAUGUAAGCGAGUCGCUGCAGAUGAACUGUGAUGUGGAAGGCACACCCUUUCCUCAGCUGUCCUGGUUUAAAGAUAACCAACCCCUCCAUCAGAUAUCAGGGAUCCUCCUUCAGGACUCCAAUCGGACUCUCAGCAUUCAGCGAGUGCGAGAGGAAGACGCCGGUCUGUACACCUGCUCUGCCUGCAACCAGAAGGGCUGCGUUCAGUCCUCCGCCACCGUGUCAGUGAUCGGCUCUGAUGACAAAACCAAUGUAGAAAUAGUGAUUCUCAUCGGCACCGGAGUCAUCGCCAUCUUUUUCUGGGUCCUUCUUCUUGUCAUCUUCUGCAAUGUCAAGCGAGUGAACCCAGCUGAUAUCAAGACAGGCUAUCUGUCCAUCAUCAUGGACCCGGGGGAAGUGCCGCUGGAGGAGCAGUGUGAAUACCUACCGUACGACUCCAGCCAGUGGGAGAUUUCCAGAGACAGACUGCGCCUCGGUAAGGUGCUCGGCCAUGGAGCUUUUGGGAAGGUGAUUGAAGCCUCAAUCUUCGGCCAUGACAAGAAAUCCUCUGCAAACACAGUGGCUGUCAAGAUGUUGAAAGAGGGAGCAACAGCCAGCGAACACAAAGCCCUGAUGUCAGAGCUGAAGAUCCUCAUUCAUAUUGGAAACCAUCUCAAUGUUGUCAACCUUCUUGGAGCUUGUACCAAACCCAAUGGUCCUCUUAUGGUUAUAGUGGAAUAUUGUAAAUAUGGAAAUCUGUCCAACUUUCUGCGUGCUAAGAGGGAGUUUUUCUUACCAUACAGGGAUCGUUCUCCUAAAACCCAGAGUCAGGUGCGACGGAUGAUAGAAGCGGGUCAGGCGGGCCAGAGUGAACAUCAGCCAUCCACUUCCUCCACCAACCCUCCAUUGCAGUCUCGUGUUGCAGUGGAUGAUCUCUGGAAAACUCCACUCACAAUAGAGGAUCUGAUAUGCUACAGUUUUCAGGUUGCACGAGGAAUGGAGUUUCUGGCAUCUCGUAAGUGUAUUCAUCGAGAUCUGGCAGCCCGAAACAUCCUGCUGUCUGAGAACAAUGUGGUGAAGAUCUGCGACUUUGGUUUAGCGCGGGACAUCUAUAAAGACCCUGAUUAUGUGCGCAAAGGCAAUGCCAGGCUGCCGCUGAAGUGGAUGGCUCCAGAGAGCAUCUUUGAUAAGGUUUACACCAGUCAGAGUGACGUCUGGUCUUUUGGAGUUCUGCUCUGGGAGAUUUUCUCACUAGGAGCCUCUCCAUACCCCGGCAUCCAGAUUGAUGAAGAUUUUUGCAAACGACUCAAAGACGGUACCAGAAUGAGAGCACCAGACAAUGCGUCCCCUGAAAUAUAUGGCAUCAUGUUGGCCUGCUGGCAGGGCGAGCCCAGGGAGAGACCCACAUUUCCAGCUCUGGUGGAGAUACUUGGAGAUCUACUGCAGGAAAACAGUCUACCAGAAAUCCCAUUCAAUGUGUCUCAGAGCUCAGAGGACGACGGCUUCUCACAAGCUUCUUCCAGACCACCAUCACAAGAGGAGAUCAGACUGGCCUGCAACACACUGCCAACACGAUAUUACAACUGUGUGCCAUUUGCUGGCUGUGUGAUGGUCGGGCCCUCCAGCACGUGUCACUCACGAGUGAAGACAUUUGAGGAACUUCCUAUGGAAAUGACAUCACACAAGACACAGCAUGACAGUCAGACAGACAGUGGGAUGGUUUUGGCCUCAGAUGAACUGGAGAGGUUUGAACACAAGCACAGAGGAGCCAUGUUGACAAAUGCGUCGUCGGGCCGGAGCACUGAGCGCCUCAUUAGUUGUCCAUCGGUGAGCAGCAGCGGUAGCGGUGGCGGUUUGCUCCGUCCAGCGUUCUUCACUCAACUAUCAGGCCAGACCUUCUACAACAACGAGUACGGUCAUCUGUCAGAGGAGGGCGUCAGCGACUACUUCUCCUCCUCAGACCAGGCCGUUUAUAAGGAAACCUGCCCGGCAACCUCCAACCUGUAACAGCACUGAUUGACCAGUCAAAUCCAUGCCCCAACCCUCCGCUCCUACUCACAGCUAACUUACUGAACUGACUGUAGCUUUGUAAAGUUCUCUCAGCAGCCACUGGGUGGCACCAUUAUGUCAAUUUUAAAACCAACAAAGUAUUUUAGUAGUUCCAUAUAUCUUUAUAUAAAGAGUAAACAGCUUUUUUAUUUGUACAAAAAAUGAGAAAUGAAGCAGAAUGGAGAAAAAAAAAUAA
This is a messenger RNA of Danio aesculapii, 4611 nucleotides long. RefSeq names its product fms related receptor tyrosine kinase 4 (gene flt4). The transcript is spliced from 30 exons. NCBI's taxonomy places the organism in Eukaryota, Metazoa, Chordata, Actinopteri, Cypriniformes, Danionidae. Gene Ontology annotation, biological process: cell surface receptor protein tyrosine kinase signaling pathway; multicellular organism development; positive regulation of kinase activity. The coding region runs from base 258 to 4373 and encodes 1371 amino acids. Gene Ontology annotation, cellular component: signaling receptor complex. Gene Ontology annotation, molecular function: ATP binding; transmembrane receptor protein tyrosine kinase activity. The record is from RefSeq and is a predicted model, not a curated record.